This is a messenger RNA of Acanthoscelides obtectus, 180 nucleotides long. The record is from the annotation of a GenBank genome assembly. NCBI's taxonomy places the organism in Eukaryota, Metazoa, Arthropoda, Insecta, Coleoptera, Chrysomelidae.
AUGGUGGAUAAGUGGCUGGAUAAAGUUGACCGUUUGGCAGAGCGCUAUCACUGGGAUGACGAUGCCAUUCUACGACUGAUUUCUGGAAGACUGCGAGGCAAUGCCCGUCAGUGGUACGAAGAAAAUGUGGACUACGACUCCAGUUGGGAUGAAAUUAAAAGAUCAAUCAAACUUUCGUAA